AGGAGAAGGGGGCAGAGCAGGGAUGGAGCGGGCCGAACGUGUCGCCUCCUCUCUCCUGGACUGAUGCUGUAACCCCGGAGAGGGGCUGCCCCCCCCCCUUGCCCAUCGCCCGCCCCCCCGCCUCCCCUGCCCCGAGAAGAGAGCAGCCAGGUUGCCGGGGGGCGGUGGGCACCCGCCCCUCGCCCUCCACCCCUCCCACGCCUUCGGGGGACCCUCCAGCCCCAGCCAGGAUGAGGCGGUUGAGGCGCCUGGCCCGCCUGGUCCUCUUCUGCCCGCUGUCCAAGAGCUUGCAGAGUCGUCUCCCAGGCAUUAAGGUGAAGUAUCUCUUCCUAGCGUGGCUGGGCAUCUUCGUGGGCAGCUGGGUGGUGUACGUGCAUUACUCAUCGUACUCCGAGCUCUGCCGUGGGCACGUCUGCCAGAUGAUCAUUUGUGACCAGUACAAGAAGGGGAUCAUUUCCGGCUCCACCUGUGCUGACCUGUGCGAUGACCACACUCUGGUGUUCCAACAGUGCCUCUCCCCCUCCUCCACCCAGCAGGUGUACGGCGGGCUGUGGAAGGGCCGAGCAGUCGUCAUUAAAUGCGGGAUCCAAGAAGCCUUCAAGGCAGGAAACAACCCAGACUCGACCCUGAGGAGAGAGCUCAUGCUCUUUGACAAACCUACGAGAGGCACAUCAAUGGAUGAAUUCAGGGAGAUGCUUCUGAAUUUCCUCAAAUCGAACCUGGGAGAUCAGACUUCUCUCGCGACCCUCGUGAGUCAGAUCAUCACCAUGGCAGACGUCAACCAGGAUGGGAAAGUGUCCCUGGCCGAAGCCAAGUCCAUCUGGGCUCUGCUUCAGCUGAACGAAUUUCUCCUGUUGCUCUCUUUGCACGAGAAGGAGCACACGUCCAAACUGCUGGGGCACUGCGGGGACCUGUACCUCACGGAGAAGACCCCUCACCACACCCUCUACGGGACCGAAAUCCCCCGCUUCCUUCGGCCGCUACUGCCUUCCCCCGUCCACAAAGUCAUCCACCAGUGGUUGGCCCCGGCCUGGCCCCGGAGGGCCAAGAUCGCCAUUGGCCUCCUGGAGUUCGUGGAAGAGAUCUUCCACGGCACCUACGGGACCUUCUACAUCUGCGAGACCAGCUCCAAGAACGUGGGCUACAACGACAAGUACGACUUCAAGAUGGUCAACCUGAGGGAGGUGGCCACCGAGACGGCCGUCCGGGCCUUCCUCCGGGGCCGCCGCUGCGAGCGCAACGCGGACUGCACCUUCGGGCGAGACUGCACGGCCUCGUGCGACAGACUCCUGAAACAGUGUAAGGGCGACCUGAUCCAGCCUAACCUCGCCAAGGUCUGCGCGCUGCUUCAGGACUACUUGUUGUCCGGCUCCCCGGCCGACCUCCGGGAGGAACUCCAGAAGCAGCUGCGAACUUGCACGACCCUCAGCGGGCUGGCCAGCCAGAUGGAGGUACAUCACUCGCUGGUGCUCAACAACCUCAAGACCUUGCUCUGGAAAAAGAUUUCCAAUACCAAAUAUUCCUAAAGGGCGGAGUCUCAUCCCAACAGUCCCCCCCACUGAUAGCACCCCAUGGUUCUCAGUUGAGUUCUGGCUCCUGGCCAGCCCUCCCAUUGACACCCCCCAUCUCCUGGCCCCUGCUCCUCACCCACCAGAGUCUAAAUAGAAGCAACCCGUACUGGUCCACCUGAAGAAGUAGCACCAGUGAUCCUAUGGCCCAAUGUGCCCCCUGGUUAGUGACAUGAUCACCGUGGCAGACAUCAACCAGGAUGGGAAAGCACCAUUUCGGCUCAAUACAUUUCUCUAGGUUGAAAGAGGCUGGGGCGGGGAGGGUUGGGUCAGGCUGAGGGACUGGACUCUAGCUGGGAGCAAUUUUUCCUGUUCAUCAAGGAAGUCGGAAGUGCCGGCCAUGAAGGAAUCAAGCUGCUACUGUUUUGGAUUUUUUUUUAAAUUUUGGAAUACCUGCUGUAAAUAAAUGACUUUGUGAGCGUU
Tachyglossus aculeatus (Australian echidna) is the source of this 1991-nucleotide messenger RNA. It is a transcript of the gene DIPK1B, whose product is annotated as divergent protein kinase domain 1B. The transcript has 5 exons. The coding region runs from base 231 to 1526 and encodes 431 amino acids. The record is from RefSeq and is a predicted model, not a curated record. Lineage: Eukaryota; Metazoa; Chordata; Mammalia; Monotremata; Tachyglossidae.